UUUCAAAGCACUUCUAGGAGACACCGCUGCUCGCACUUUCUUGAAACAUUCGCAAGAGGCAAUGCAUUCCGCUUUACUUGCGUCCCUCAUCGCACUGGCUUCAGGCGCCGUCGACUACAGUGGCAGCGCGACGUUAGAUGAUGUCACAGCCUUCUUCAAUACGGAUGCAUUUAUUAUAUUGCUUGUUAGAAGUUACACGCACAGGAUCAGAGGACACGAACCGAUAUGUAUCUAUAACAGCAAAUACACACUUUUGAGCAAGACGUCACUUAUAAUUCACCACCACUACGUGUACUAUAUCAAAGAGCAUGGUUACGGCUUUGGUUACCCUGUACACUAUGCCCUGUCGAGGCAGCCAGGAAUGGACCUCGCCCCUUUAAUGUGGGCUACCAAUGGCACGAACUUCUCAAGAACCGAAAAAACCUUUUCAGAAGACAAAAACGGAAGAAUGUAUUCUUUCAACUACUAUGACCCAGAAACGAAGUGCGCUGUUAUUACCUUCACCGACAACUCAUACUCCACCAAGUGUGAGUUGUACGUAUGGAAAGGAUCUUACGGCAAGCCAAUAGAAAACUGCAGACGAGAGUACCUGUACCGCUGUCCAGAGCAUACUCAUUAUUACCCGUCUGAAUCGAAACGCUGUCCGUGGAGCACAAUAAAUAAAAUCACUCUAACAUAUGUGCUGCCUGCAUUGUACUUUUUGCGAGAGCCUUGUUUGUUUCGGAUAUUUUCGACGGCUUAA
Messenger RNA from Rhipicephalus sanguineus (brown dog tick), 742 nucleotides. RefSeq lists its product as uncharacterized. The record is from RefSeq and is a predicted model, not a curated record. Gene Ontology annotation, molecular function: amine binding. Lineage: Eukaryota; Metazoa; Arthropoda; Arachnida; Ixodida; Ixodidae. The transcript has 5 exons. Bases 62 to 742 code for a protein of 226 amino acids. Gene Ontology annotation, biological process: symbiont-mediated perturbation of host defenses.